Dufourea novaeangliae is the source of this 654-nucleotide messenger RNA. RefSeq names its product L-selectin. Lineage: Eukaryota; Metazoa; Arthropoda; Insecta; Hymenoptera; Halictidae. The record is from RefSeq and is a predicted model, not a curated record. The coding region runs from base 1 to 654 and encodes 217 amino acids. The transcript has 4 exons.
AUGAAGACGUUAUGGCUGAUGGUGCUCCUCGCUGGCGUCGCAGUGAACGCCCAACGUCGACUUGCUCUUCCUGAUCCACGCAGUUGUGCCAAUCGAGUACGGCACGCCACAUAUAGAGACGGUAGAGGCGUCGCUCAUUCGUACUUCUUCAGCUGGGAGCAUCAACCGACCAGAAAUCUUGAGGUGGACUGGCUCGACUCGCGUAACAUCUGCAGAAGACAUUGUAUGGAUGCAGUUUCACUUGAGACGCCGCAAGAAAAUGAGUUUAUUAAACAGAGACUUGUUCGUGGAAACGUGAGAUACAUUUGGACGUCUGGACGUAAAUGUAACUUCAACGGCUGCGACCGACCAGACCUUCAACCGCAAAAUGUCAACGGAUGGUUCUGGUCUGGUUCAGGAGCCAAAAUCGGCGCCACCACGCAACGGAAUUCCGGCGACUGGAGUCACACCGGUGGAUACGGACAGGCGCAACCCGACAACCGCGAGGCUGCCCAAGGCAACGACGAGUCCUGCCUGUCGAUUCUGAACAACUUCUACAACGACGGGGUGAAAUGGCACGACGUCGCCUGCCACCAUCGAAAACCGUUCGUCUGCGAGGACAGCGACGAGCUUCUAAACUUCGUGGUCUCCAGAAAUCCUGGCAUUCGCCUUUAA